Messenger RNA from Puccinia graminis f. sp. tritici CRL 75-36-700-3, 360 nucleotides. RefSeq lists its product as uncharacterized. Gene Ontology annotation, molecular function: nucleic acid binding; zinc ion binding. The transcript has a single exon. The record is from RefSeq and is a predicted model, not a curated record. Bases 1 to 360 code for a protein of 119 amino acids. Lineage: Eukaryota; Fungi; Basidiomycota; Pucciniomycetes; Pucciniales; Pucciniaceae.
AUGGCUCGAACUGAAUUCUCAGAACUAGCCGAGAUUGCCACUCUGGCCCUGCAGAUCGACAACAAACUCCACGGUCUAACCCCCACGGCGGAGCCAACCAAGACCCCGGACCCCAACGCGAUGGACUUAUCAGUCAUGCAAGACCGCCUAUCAGACGCGGAGAAGACCAGGAUGAUGCGAGCGGGUCAGUGCUUCCGAUGCGGAAAAGAGGGACACAUCUCGAGGGACUGCCCGGACCGUGGCCCAAAGGCGAAAGGAAAGGAACAAUCCCAGAUUGCUGAACUUGAGGAGGAGGUCAAGCAGUUGAAAGCUGGAAGUAGUAGGGCGGACUCGUCAAAAAAUGGAGGUGCUCAGGAAUGA